Eruca vesicaria subsp. sativa (arugula) is the source of this 1168-nucleotide messenger RNA. The record is from the annotation of a GenBank genome assembly. Lineage: Eukaryota; Viridiplantae; Streptophyta; Magnoliopsida; Brassicales; Brassicaceae.
CCGGCCGAUACUUUUCAGAUGAGAAACGAUGAAGAGCUCUGAGAAACGUUACAACGUUUCGUCUUUCGAUCUCCUUUACCCCCUGUUUAUACGUGAUUACCCCAGUUUGAAGCAUUCAAUCAAUUUCAUCGCAUCUCCAUGGUAACCGACUUAAGUUCAAGUGUAUAAAUCCCUUUGUGCUCCAACACUGCGGAAGUUCGUUUGCUGAGGUUUAGGCCAGGAACAUGAAUGAAAUAAAAACUCCAUCACCAAACCUAACUACAAAGUACGCAGAAGCUUGAUCAUGAUUUCUGAAACUUCUUAAGAGUCUUUUCCAUGGCUUAUUACAUCCCCUGACAAGAGAGGUUCUUCUAGAAAAAAACAAAGGUCACAAAUGAUUCUUGGAGAAUCAGAUAGAGUUGCGAGAUUGAAGAAUAAUGCGGUGCUCCAAGUUAUCUCAUGAGUCAGCUGUUUUGUCUCCGACUCUGCAAAAUGAUUUUAAGCGUGUGCUAGAGUUUGCACAUUGUUGAUGAUGCCAUGAAACUCUGUAUUAAUCCGUGUACAUAAGAAGUGAAAAGGUUUUUAGCUUUAUGCGUAAAUAUAGAAAAUUUAUGAUGCUGUGAGUUUAUUACAAAUGGUGGUUAGUCCCGCUUUGAGCAAGGCCAUGGAUGGUUAAAUCCUCAACUCUGAGUAAUUGAGCUCUCUCAGUGCAUUGCUCAGGAGGUUUCUCUUAGUGCUCCUUUCUUACAACUUCCUUAUUUAAAUAAAUCGGUCGCUAAAGGAUAGCAUUGCAGUUGGAUCAUUAUGAGAGUUUCAAGAGGUGCACAUGGAAGAAUAUUCUUAACCAUCCACGGAGGUUGCUGGUUUGACGGAGAGAAAUGUUGUAGACGUCGAGAAGGUGUAAGAAAUGAUACCUUCUCUGAAAGUAAAAGUCACUUGCAAAAAAAAAGGGGAAGAAGUUUUCUAGAAAGCGACUUUACGACAGUUCAAGUUUUGACCACUCUGAAACGUGUCAGUGGAACAUUAGGCGUUAUUCUUCACUCGGCUAACUUUCCUUUCCACAAAGAGAAAAGCUUAUGGGUUCUUCUUGCGGAUUCAAACAAUAUAUGUUCCAGAAAGUUGCUUUCAUGGACAAAGUUGAAGCUAUAAGGAUUGUGUCGAGUGCUAUUAGUUAGACAAUGAAUACUUU